AGGUUGUUCACGUUCUGCUGCAGCGCGGUCUGCAUGCGCUGCGCGUAGGCACUCAGCUGGCGCCCCAGUCGCUCCGCCUGGGUGUUGACCUGGGCGCGCAGCUCCUCCACGUAGGGCCCCAGGCGCUGCUGCAGCUCGCGCACGUUGUCCCCGAUCUUCUGGCUCACCUCGUUGGCGUGGGGCAGCAGCCGGGCCCGCAGCUCCUCCAGCUCCUGCCGAAUCUCCUCCUUCAGCUUCUCGGAGUCCUUGGUCAGGCGUUCAUGCAGCUCCGUGGCGAAGGGCACCAGCUUCUUCUGCAGAGGACAAAAUUGAGGCUCUGAGAGAGAUCUCUGGACCUGGGUCUACGAGAACGAAGGUGCCAUGCAGCCCCGUGUCCUCCUCGUUGUUGCCCUCCUGGCGCUCCUGGCCUCCGCCCGAGCUGCAGAGGAUGAGGAUUCCUCCCUUCUGGAUGUCGUGCAUGGCUACGUGAAGCACGCCUCCAAGACAGCAAAGGACGCACUGACCAGCGUGCAGGAGUCCCAGGUGGCCCAGCACGCCAGGGACUGGGUGUCAGAUGGCUUCAGCUCCCUGAAAGACUACUGGAGCAAGCUGAAGGGCAAGUUCUCCGGGUUCUGGGAUUCCACCUUUUAGCCCAAAGCAACUGCAGGCUCUGAGGCCGCCUGAGACCUUGACGCCACAAGUCCACCUGCCUGUCCAUCCUGCAGGCUCUUUGGGUCCUGCGGCCUCCAGGGCUGCCCCCGAAGGUCGCUUGAAAGGGCCAGCAUCCUCAGUGCCUUCUCACCCCACCCUGGACCUGAUCACCCCCAGGCAUGCUGACCUCCCAAUAAAG
This is a messenger RNA of Diceros bicornis minor, 829 nucleotides long. It is a transcript of the gene APOC3, whose product is annotated as apolipoprotein C3. The transcript has 5 exons. Gene Ontology annotation, biological process: lipid transport; cholesterol homeostasis; negative regulation of lipoprotein lipase activity. Gene Ontology annotation, molecular function: lipase inhibitor activity; phospholipid binding; high-density lipoprotein particle receptor binding. The record is from RefSeq and is a predicted model, not a curated record. Gene Ontology annotation, cellular component: very-low-density lipoprotein particle; spherical high-density lipoprotein particle; intermediate-density lipoprotein particle. NCBI's taxonomy places the organism in Eukaryota, Metazoa, Chordata, Mammalia, Perissodactyla, Rhinocerotidae. Bases 361 to 630 code for a protein of 89 amino acids.